AUGAAAUAUAUUAAAAACUUGAUCUUAACAUUUGAGAACAAGAAAUUAGAAUAGCAAUAUUAAAUAGAAAAAAAAGGUUCAAUCUAAUAACCGAUUUUCAUUUUUAUUAUUGUGACAUCUUUUAUUUCAAACUUAGUUGUUCUUGGAUUCCAUUUUUUUGAUCAUUAGAUUGAAACCUGGUAUUUGAAUAUAGCUUUUAGUAUCCUAUCUAUUUUACUAUUCGUCUUAGUUGUAAUAAUGAAAAAAAUUAAAUACCUCUAAGAUGCUCUUACUAUUGUUAAUAUCACUUUAGGUUUUUUGGAAUUGAAUGUUGAUCCAGCAACAACUGAAAAAUUAGAAUUUUACUCAUAUGGAAAUACAUUUAUGUAACUAUAAGCUGUCGUAUAUAUUGUCUCUAAUUUUGGUCAUGCUUUCAUUCAAGUCUUUUGUCAUUUAAUUUGUCGUUUUGUACUUACAAUACUUUUAUCAAAUAGAACUGAUUAUCUCCUAGUUUUUAUUAGUAUAAUAAGUAGUUUUGUAAUACUGGUGACUAUUUAUUAUAAUGAAAAAAAUUCAAGAAAGUACUUUAUAUAGAAUUUGAAGGAAAAUUAUUGGGAAAAUAAUACUUCCUUUAUCAUAGAAUAACCUUAUAUUAGAUUUAAUUUUCGAAAGGAAUAACUAUUAUUUAAUUUAAUAAAAUGCCAUAAAAUUGAAUGUUUUCCUGGUUAUGAUAAUUUUUAUUGUGAAGGAUGUAAUAUUAGAAAGUUAUUAAGAACUUAUUUUAUUGAAAAAAAUAUCUCUGUAGAAGAUUUAUUACUUUAGUAUAAAACUGAAUUGCCCUAAAAAUUUUUCAUUUCUUAUAAAAAACGAAAAUAUUUAUUAAAAAUAUGUAAUGUGGAUAUACAAUAAGUUCAGUAUUUAAUAAUUCUUGAUAAAAUUAAUAAUACUACAUCUUAAUAAGAGGAAAAAAAAGAAAUACAAUAAGCAAAUUUUAUUAAAUUUCUUAGAUCAAAUAAAAAACAUAUUUAUUAACAUUUUUUUAAUUGGGGAGCUUAAUCUUUAUUAUUUUUAAAUAAAAAAAUUAUAAAAAAAAUCAACUUAUAAGAAUUAAUGAUUAAAUUACUUAAGGUAUUUAGAAUUUAUAUAUUUCAAAAAAUAUCUAUUAAAAUUAUAACAUAAGAUUAGAAUACUUCAAUAUUUUCAUUCUAUUAUUAAACUAAAAUAUUCAUGAUGUAGCUUUUUGAAAUACUUUCUACAAUGUAAAGAACAAAUCAAUUAUAAUCAUAAAUAAUACUAAAAAGAAAAGGAUGUGAUAUCUUAAUUCAAAUAACAAAUAUUGACCAAUAAUCUUUUAUGAAAUAGUUUGAAUCAAAUUUCUUUUUACAAAAUCUUUCAAGUUUGUUGCUUCAUAAUGUUGAAAUGUAAUAGAGUAUUUAAUUGCAUUUUCGGAAUUAUCCAAUAAAAUCAUUUGCAUUUAAUCCAUGA
Messenger RNA from Paramecium pentaurelia, 1464 nucleotides. The record is from the annotation of a GenBank genome assembly. NCBI's taxonomy places the organism in Eukaryota, Ciliophora, Oligohymenophorea, Peniculida, Parameciidae.